Molecule: messenger RNA, 519 nt
Organism: Arachis ipaensis
Lineage: Eukaryota; Viridiplantae; Streptophyta; Magnoliopsida; Fabales; Fabaceae
Source: RefSeq, a predicted model, not a curated record
AUGGUACUGGAUAAGGAGUGUAGUGCCUUGGUCCAGAAGAAGCUCCCUCAAAAGCUACUGGAUCCUGGAAGCUUUCUGAUUCCCUGUACUAUAGGGACUAUCACUUUUGAGAAGGCACUAUGUGACCUUGGCUCAAGCAUCAACCUGAUGCCUUUAUCUGUAAUGAAAAGGCUGGGAAUUCUGGAGGUGCAGCGUGCCAAGAUCUCAUUAGAGAUGGCAGACAAGUCCCUAAAAAGGGCAUAUGGCAUGGUGGAAGAUGUCCUAGUGAAGGUUGAAGACCUUUACAUCCCUGCUGAUUUUGUAAUCUUAGACAAUGGGGAGGAUAGAGAUGAAUCCAUUAUCAUUGAAAGGCCUUUUCUAGCUACUUCUAAGGCCUUAAUUGAUGUGGAAAGAGGAGAGCUAGUUCUUAGACUAUAUGAGGAUUAUAUCUUGUUCAAGAUUCCCAACCCUCAAUCUCCCUCUAACAAAGGAGGUUCCAUUGUGCAACACGUAGUGUUUCAACCUUCCCUCUCAGUGUAG